CAGAGCUAGCCAACCGAGCUAAUUAUCACAACAUGAACGUAUUUCUGCCUCCUGCCUCCAGUUUAUCCUGACAGAACAAUCUCAUCGAGUUUCAAAACAACAAAAUCUGGGGUAUGAGCUGGAAUAAAUGCGUUCAUCUUAAAAUCCUGAGAAAUGAACAACACUGUGGCGUUAUUCUCCUGCUCCUUAUGUCCUCUUUCCUACACAUCUCAAAUUGACCUUGAUGACCACAUCGAGACAUGCCACUAUGAGAAAUCAGGAGAAAUUAAAUAUGAAAACAUGAUGCCCACUGGAUGCUCCAGUAGUGAGCAGAGCACUUUACCGACUACCAGCAAUCACAAACCACUUGAGGAAGAUCUUCACCAAUACCCAGUCUGUGGGAACAGUUUUACUCAAGAGAUUGAUAUCAAAACACACCAACCGCUCCUUAUAGGAGAGAAGCCAUAUCACUGUUUGGAGUGUGGGAAGGGUUUUAAUCACCGGAAUACUCUCCGACAACACCAGCGUAUUCACACGGGUGAGAAGCCGUACCACUGCUCAGUGUGUGGGAAGAGUUUUAAUCACCACACUAAUCUCCAAACACAUCAACGAAUUCACACAGGAGAGAGACCGUAUCAGUGCUCAGAGUGUGAGAAGGGCUUUACUCACCACAGUGCUCUCCAACGACACCAGCUCAUUCACACUGGUGAGAAGCCGUACCACUGCUCGGAGUGUGGGAAGAGUUUCAAUCGGCAAACCAAUCUCAAAACACACCAGCGCAGCCACACCGGAGAGAAGCUGCAUCAGUGCAAGCAAUGCGGAAAAAGUUUUUCUCACAGAAGUGCGCUCCAAACACACCAGCGCAUUCACACGGGAGAGAAGCCAUAUAAUUGCUUACAAUGUGGCAAGGGCUUUGCACAACUGGGUCAUCUUAAACAGCACCAGAACGUUCACUCAGGAGAAAAGCCGUAUAGUUGUUUAUACUGUGGGAAGGGUUUUGCGCAAGUCGGCCAGCUUCAAAAACACCAGACUGUUCACACGGGAGAGAAGCCAUACCGCUGUUCGCAGUGUGGAAAGAGUUAUACUCAGCCGAGCACUCUCCAAAUACAUCAGCGUAUUCAUACGGGAGAGAAGCCGUAUCAGUGUUCGCAGUGUGGGAAGAGUUUUACUAAAAGAGGCACUCUGAAGGCACACCAGCGCAUUCACACAGGAGAGAGACCCUAUCAGUGCUCUCAGUGCGGGAAGAGUUUUACACACCUGCUUAGUCUCCAAAUACACCAGCGCAUUCACACGGGAGAGAGGCCAUAUCACUGCUUACAAUGUGGGAAGAGCUUUAUUCGCCGAACUUCUCUCCAAAUACAUCAGCGCAUUCAUACGGGAGAGAAGCCGUACGUCUGCUCACAGUGCGGGAAGAGUUUUAAUCAGCUGAACACUCUCAAAAUACAUCAGCGCAUUCACACGGGAGAGAAGCCGUACGUCUGUUCACAGUGUGGGAAGAGUUUUAAUCAGCUGAACACUCUCAAAACACACCAGCGCAUUCACGCGGGAGAGAACUCUGAUGCACUCGAUGCAUGAGUGCAGGAAGGGUUUUAUUGAAGGCGUACCCUGCUUUAUAUCUAGGAUUGGAAUCAGCCAGGUACAAUAAACACUGGCUGAGCACAUAUUUAAACCAAAAACCAGCCAGUUACAAGAUAUAGCAGAUCAAUUGCCCAUUCUUAUGUUAUGCUCACAAGACCGAGAAAUGCUCCGUUCACUAAAAUGGCUGCUUCCUGGUGUUCAUGUAGUGCUGCAUAAAAUACUAAUUAAUUUCUCUUCAGUGACCAUUUUCUCCUCGUCAGGGUUAUGGUGCUUUAAAUUGGUCCAAAUUUGCGAAUUUGUUAUCGCAGAAAUUAACGCAAAAUCCACACUGUUUGGAGGAACAUGAAUUUUUUCUAAAAUUGCCGUCAUGUGCCGUCAUCCCAACGCUCAUUCAGCCAAAACCCUCUUUGAUUAAUGUGCACCGAACAUGAGUACAACUUGUUUCUUGUUUACCAACAAACAUCACUGCAAAAGGCAAUUUCGUGUGAUUGCGAUUUCGCCAAUUCAAGUAGUUUUCCGCAAACUGAAAAACUGUUCUGAAGUUAGUUAUAAGCACAAAUGUGCUUUUUCCAUAUCUCAUGACCACUAGGUGGUGCUGUUCCGAAACGCUGCAGCUAACCACAGGGCAUAAUGCUGAUGACAAAUAUUAAGUUUACCAAAAAAUACCAAGCUUCAUCACAAUCCCUCAAAGCGUUUCGGAGAUAUACCCUCACGUCCAUUUUGGCGUGCUCGCCAUCAAAUUCGUUGACGCCCCAUUCGAAAAUGGUAUGGUUUAUCAAAAUUCUGUGAAUAAAUUUUUGUUGUAAGAGUCUCUAGAUGAUUCACCCCAUUUUUCGGGCAAAUUGGAUGGAUGAAAACAAUCAGGGUCAAGCCCCGAAAUUAAUAAUAACUGUAUGAUUGGAUUGGUCAAACUCUACUCUAGAGCAAUCACAUAAUUGAUUCAUCACUAACCUCCCCUGAUCUCUUCAGUUUAUGUCGUCUUUAACACACCUUUUCUGUCUAAGGUUACCUGCUUUCUACUUGUUCCUCUCAGAUGGUGGAUAUGUUUUCAUUUUGGACUUGUCACAUUUGAAAGCACUGAAGAUGAUGUUUUAAGGACUGAAACAUUCUUAUCUGGUGUAGAUUUCUUUCUUUCUUUAUAUUAGACUAUGUAAUGAUGUAAAUAUUGCACAGUGUGUCGCUACCCUGCUGUGGGUUUAAGAAAGAAUACAGCAGUUCACAUCUUCACUGGGAAAAUAAGGCAGAGAACAUUUACCCCAUUCAUCUUCAAGCUACAAUUGCUGUCUGUUAAUGUCUGCAUUGACUAUAAAGUCCUGCCUGUGAUGUUUAAAUUCAAUCCAGUUUUAUUUAUAUAUCAUUUUUAACAAUGGACAUGGUCACAUUCAUUGUCAAAGCUCUGACUGGCUUCAGUUCUGGAGAACCUUGCUGAUCUCCUGAAACAGUAUUACUCACUAUUACUGAGCUCUUCACUCAGCUGAGACAGUCCUCCUGUGGAAGUCAUUUUCAUAGUUUUAUUUUAGUAGUCAUUAGUGUCAUUCAUGUAGAUUGUUUUCAUCAAAGUGUCUUGCUACAUAUACUGUGUUUUGAUUGUGUAAUGUUGUGUAUAGGGGUUUGAAAUGAAAAUGAAAAGUGUUAAAGCAGUAAUAUUUUUUCCUUUUUUUAUAAUAAUAAUAAUAAUUAUAAUAAUAUAUUAUUAUUAUUAUUAUUAUUAUUAUUAUAGCUGUAGUAGUGUUAGCAGUAGUAGUAUUCACCACUGAAUACGUGUUUUGCAAACAACUUGUCAGUAAUUAUUGGUUUAUUUAUUAAAGAACAACAAAUUUUUAUAAUCCUUAGUAACAGUUUGUUCCCUCCCCUGCAUUUCUUUUUUUUUAAAGCUGAUAACUAGAGAGAUGCAGUUAGUUACAUAGCAGAGAAACCGCAAACCCCCGUUAAUAAUGUAGAGUUUGCAGAAUUAUUUACCUAACAAAAUCAUAAAGCACUGACCCUCCUGCAGAGCACCAUUAAACUGAUUAUUAUAAAACAUAUAUAAUAUAAAUACUUUUGGAGCUAGGCAGCAUUCCAAUACAUUUUGAGCUAGGCAGCAUCCCAGUAUUUUUUAUGUUAGACAGCGUUCAAAUACUUUUGGGGAGAGACCGUGUUCCAGUACUUUUGGAGCUAUACAGCAUCCCAGUACAUUUGGAGCUAGAUGGCGUCCCAGUACUUUUGGAGCCAGGUGAUGUCCCAAUACUUUUGGUGCUAGACAGCAUUCCAAAACUUUUGGAGCCAGAAAGUGUUCCAAUAUUUUUGGAGUUAGGCAGUAUCCCAGUAUUUUUGGAGCUAGACCGUGUCCCAAUACUUUUGGAACUAGGAAGUGUCCCAGUACUUUUGGAGCUAGGCAGCGUUUCCAGUACUUUUGGAGCUAGACAGUGUCACAAUUCUUUUGGAGAUAGGAAGUGUCCCAGUACUUUUGGAGCUAGACAGCAUCGCAAUUCUUUUGGAGCUAGGAAGUGUCCCAGUACUUUUGGAGCUAGAAAGGGUCCCAGUACUUUUGCGGCCAAACAGUGUCCCAAUAAUUUUGGUGCUAGACAGCGUCCCAUACUUUUAGGCUUCAGGCCGUGUGCACUCAGGUGUGUGAGUUUUGACAGUUUGAGCCAAGCUCUGAACAUUUUUGAACAGUUUUUGGGAAAUUGCAUUCCUCCUGGAUUUUUAACAUUUAUUGACGGAAUUUUAACCUUAAACUUCCACACACACACAAAUCACUAAAGACCUUAAUAUUCUGUUUGUGUACUAAACAUUUAUGUUAUAAACACAAAUAAAUCACUAAAUUCUCAGUAGUAUCUCAGUUUAAUGUAGUUUCACUAUCUGUCCUUAUUUAUCAUAUAUUUUAAUAGAGAAAAUAACAGGAGAGUUGUGGACAUUCUUUCAUGCACACAUUAUGAAAAAACAUAUUUGUGUAUGGUUUUAUUACUCAGUAAUUGCAUCCUAAUUAUUUCCAAUAUUAUUAUUCAAUUCAGAGGAAUUAAAUCAGAGAGGUAAAGCAUUACUGCUGAAAAAUAUACCAAUCAGCCAUAAUAUUAAAACCUUCUGCCUGAUACUGUGUAGGUCCUCCUCUCCUUGUGCCACCAAAACAGCUCUGACCCGUCGAGGCCUGGACUCCACAAGACCUCUGAAGGUGUGCUGUGGUUUCUGGCACCAAGACAUUAGCAGCCGGUCCUUUAAGUCCUGUAAGUUGUGAGGUGGAGCCUCCGUGGAUCGGACUUGUUUGUCCAGAACAUCCCACAGACGCUCGAUCGGAUUAUCUGGGGAAUUUGGAGUCCAAGUCAACACCUUGAACUCUUUGUCAUGUUCUUCAAACUGUUCCUGAACAAUGUUUGCAGUGUGUCAUGGAGCAUUAUCCUGCUGAAAGAUGGAAUCGGACCAGACAGACUAGGAUUCACUCCUCACGCACAUCAGUGAGCCCAUGACCCUGUCACCGGUUGUCCUUCCUUGGAGCACUUUUGGCAGGUGAACAUGGACCAGAGCAUUGCUGUUUCAAAUUCCACAGAAAUCCAGACUCUGUAAGACUCAUUACAGAGUAUAAAGUAACACAUAUCAACUGUACAAAUCCUGGAGUCAUUUUUACUCUAAAGUACGAUCAUCGUGUGUGUGCAGAUCGCGGGGUUGAGUGGGUGAAACAGGCCAUGGAAAGAUUUGACCAGCGUCUGUUUGAAAAAAACAAUUAUCAGGGGUAAAAUCCUUUCUUCAGCCUAAUUAUUAGAUGAAUUAGUAACAGAAUAAAGAUUUUUCUUAUAAAUCAUCUUUAAACAUAAAGAAUUACUUGAAUGCUGUAAUCCUGAUUUUUGUGCAGGUUAAAGUUUCAGUUUAAUAUUCAUUAUUUCCAUGUUUUUUGUUGAAUUAAAAGCACAUUAUUAUGAAUGAAUGUUUGUUGUAUUCAGUAAGAUUUAAAUGUCACUCGAAACUAUAUGUAAAUAAUCUCUUUCCAUGAUUUACACAAAUAAAACCUGUUAUAAAUACUCCUCAAGCAAAUAUCAUUCCAUCAUGUGUUAUUGAAUACUACAACGCUGAUAAGUGAUAGGGAAUAUAAAUUAUAAAGCGUCGUUCCCUCGCCCGCCUCUAUAGUCUCUCUAUUCUAUUUAUUCCCUCUCAAUUCUCUUCAUUCUCUCUUGAAGUUAAUAAGAUAAAAAUAUGCAGCUUGUCGUGUUACUGAGAAACCACAAUGAAGCGUAAACUCCUCUG
Molecule: messenger RNA, 5772 nt
Organism: Ictalurus punctatus (channel catfish)
Lineage: Eukaryota; Metazoa; Chordata; Actinopteri; Siluriformes; Ictaluridae
Product: zinc finger protein OZF
Exons: 4
Coding region: 154-1554 (466 amino acids)
Source: RefSeq, a predicted model, not a curated record